Messenger RNA from Ananas comosus (pineapple), 1508 nucleotides. Its product is annotated as protochlorophyllide reductase. Gene Ontology annotation, molecular function: protochlorophyllide reductase activity. Bases 103 to 1320 code for a protein of 405 amino acids. The transcript has 5 exons. Lineage: Eukaryota; Viridiplantae; Streptophyta; Magnoliopsida; Poales; Bromeliaceae. The record is from RefSeq and is a predicted model, not a curated record.
AUAAAUACCACCUUAUUCUCCUUUUCCCAUCUCGUAUUCUAUAUACAAUAAUAAUACCUUAGCUUUAACUUAUUCCCAUUUCCUCUACUUUUUUAGCCAUUAAUGGCGCUUCAAGCAUCAUCUCUCCCAACAACAACACUCUCUUUACACAAAGAGGGAAAAUUGAGUGCAAGGGCUAAGGACUCAGCAUUCUGGGGGGUUUCUAUUCCGGACCAGAAUAAGUCCCCAUUUUAUUUUGCGAAAGCAAAGAAAUUGAGCACAGCAUUUGCAGUAAAAUCUCAGACAGCAGCGACAACAACAACUACAACCACCGGCGCUGCACCGGGGGAGAGCAAAUCCGCCGCGGAGGGCAAAAAGGUGCUCCGCAAGGGCGUCGUCAUCGUCACGGGAGCCUCCUCGGGCUUGGGCCUGGCGACAGCCAAGGCCCUGGCGGAGACCGGGCGGUGGCACGUGGUGAUGGCGUGCCGCGACUUUCUGAAGGCCGAGACGGCGGCCCGGGCGGCCGGGAUGGCCCGGGGGAGCUACACCGUUGUGCACCUCGACCUCGCGUCGCUCGACAGCAUCCGCCAGUUCGUUGACAGCUUCCGCCGGAUGGGGAUGCCGCUCGACGUGUUGGUCUGCAAUGCCGCGAUAUACCGGCCGACUGCACGCCAGCCGACGUUCACCGCCGAUGGCUAUGAGAUGAGUGUUGGUGUCAACCACCUGGGACACUUUCUGCUUGCAAGGUUGCUGCUGGAGGAUCUGAACAAGUCUGAUUAUCCCUCCAGAAGACUCAUCAUUCUUGGAUCAAUCACAGGAAAUACAAACACAUUGGCCGGAAACGUGCCGCCGAAGGCAGGGCUGGGCGACCUGCGUGGCCUGGCGGCGGGGCUCAGUGGCCAGGGGGCCUCCGUUGGCUCCGCGAUGAUCGACGGCGGCCAGUUCGACGGUGCGAAGGCAUAUAAGGACAGCAAGGUGUGCAACAUGCUGACGAUGCAGGAGUUCCACCGCCGGUACCACGAGGAGACCGGUAUCACCUUCGCGUCGCUCUACCCCGGCUGCAUUGCCACCACCGGGCUCUUCCGUGAGCACAUCCCGUUGUUUCGGCUCCUGUUCCCGCCGUUCCAGAAGUUCGUCACGAAAGGGUUCGUCUCCGAAGAAGAAUCCGGAAAGAGGCUCGCACAGGUGGUGAGCGACCCGAGCCUGACGAAGUCGGGCGUGUACUGGAGCUGGAACAAGGACUCGGCGUCAUUCGAGAACCAACUCUCCAAAGAAGCGAGCGACCCCGAGAAGGCGCGGAAAGUGUGGGAGCUAAGUGAGAAGCUGGUGGGUUUGGCUUGACCAAAACUGGGGGAGAAACAACCCUUGCUAUUGACUUAGAUCUUGAUUCAGGGAACCCCUGCAUUGUGUUAUCUUUAAUUAGGGCUUCAUUUUGUCCACCAUUGCAUUUGCUGAUGAUCAGUAGAGGCUGUUUUGUACAAGUUUGAAUCAGGAGUAAUAAGAUUGCAGGCUUUCCUUUUUAUUCAUAA